Messenger RNA from Tricharina praecox, 882 nucleotides. RefSeq lists its product as uncharacterized. The transcript has a single exon. Bases 1 to 882 code for a protein of 293 amino acids. Lineage: Eukaryota; Fungi; Ascomycota; Pezizomycetes; Pezizales; Pyronemataceae. The record is from RefSeq and is a predicted model, not a curated record. Gene Ontology annotation, molecular function: hydrolase activity, acting on acid anhydrides, in phosphorus-containing anhydrides. Gene Ontology annotation, cellular component: mitochondrion.
AUGCCCCCCAGCACCCCCUCCACUCCCCGCCACAGCGCACCCGCACCCCGCCCCUCAUCCUCCCUCCUCCUCCUCUCCCCCACCAACCGCCUCCUAUUCCUGCAGCGCCCAACACACCACAGCUUCGCAUCAGCCCACGUCUUCCCCGGCGGCGUCGUGUCCCCCACCGACAGCAGCGCACAGGAGUGUGCGCUCCGCGAAACGUUCGAGGAGACGGGGAUACUUCUGACGGCUUCUGCACCACGCGGGCUGGCUGGGGCUGGGGGGGCGGGGGCGGGGGAGCUGGCGGACGCACAGGCGCGCGUACACGCUGGUACGCUGUCGUUUUCUUCGUGGGUUAGCAGUAUCGGCGGUACGCUGCUACCUUCAGCCGAGCUGCUCCCGGCAACAACGUGGACCACCCCCCCCGGCCAGUGGAAGCGGUACUGCAGCGCUAUGUUUCUCGCGCAGCUGCCUGGGUGGAUUCGCGACGAGGACGCAGUGGGGGAUGGGGGGGUUGAGGGGGUUGGGCGCCCGGUGUGGAUGAGCCCGGAGGAGGCGCUGGUGAAAGCGAGGGGGGGGGAGGUAUUGUUGUACCCGCCGCAACUUUAUUUGCUCACGGAGAUGGCGAGGGUGCUUGGAGAGGGAGGCGGGUGGGAGGGGGUCAGGGACUGGGCGGGGCGGAAGGGCGGGUUAGAGUGUGAGCCGGAAAGGGAGGUAGUGCUGAAGAGUGGUGAGUGGGUUAUGGGACUGGGGCCGCGGGGGGAUAGGGACGUGGUCGUGACGCUGCUGGUGGGCGAGAAGGGGACGGAACCGAGGGCUAUGGAGGUGGUGCCGCGAAAGGAGAUGAUGGAGCGGCUGGAGAGGGAGAGGGUGGAGGGGGAGAGGUUGGAGAAGCUGUAG